Messenger RNA from Cebus imitator (Panamanian white-faced capuchin), 1898 nucleotides. RefSeq names its product PDZ and LIM domain 7 (gene PDLIM7). The coding region runs from base 251 to 1648 and encodes 465 amino acids. Gene Ontology annotation, cellular component: adherens junction; filamentous actin; Z disc. Gene Ontology annotation, biological process: heart development; actin cytoskeleton organization; muscle structure development. The transcript has 14 exons. Gene Ontology annotation, molecular function: actin binding; muscle alpha-actinin binding. NCBI's taxonomy places the organism in Eukaryota, Metazoa, Chordata, Mammalia, Primates, Cebidae. The record is from RefSeq and is a predicted model, not a curated record.
CCAGCCCGAAGCCCGAGGGGACUUCGUGAUUGGGCGGGGUUGAAGAGCUGGGUGGGGCUUUCCACCAGAGGGAGCGGCUAGUAGGCGUGGCCAUUCGAGGGCGUGGUCUGCUGCCCCGCCCCCUCCCGCGCGCUCAAAGCGGAGGGCGGCUGCGGGGGCGGGGUCAGAACACUGGUGGCGGAUCCCAACGCGGCUCCCUGGAGUCCGACACGGAGCAGCACCCCGGCGGUGCCGAGCAGAAGCCGGCAUCAUGGAUUCCUUCAAGGUAGUGCUGGAGGGGCCAGCACCUUGGGGCUUCCGGCUGCAAGGGGGCAAGGACUUCAAUGUGCCCCUCUCCAUUUCCCGGCUCACUCCUGGAGGCAAAGCGGCACAGGCUGGAGUGGCUGUUGGUGAUUGGGUGCUGAGCAUCGAUGGCGAGAAUGCAGGGAGCCUCACACACAUCGAAGCUCAGAACAAGAUCCGGGCCUGUGGGGAGCGCCUCAGCCUGGGCCUCAGCAGGGCCCAACCGGUUCAGAACAAACCCCAGAAGGCCCCGGCCCCUGCCGCGGACCCCCCGCGGUACACCUUUGCACCCAGCGUCUCCCUCAACAAGACGGCCCGGCCCUUCGGGGUGCCCCCGCCCGCUGACAACGCCCCGCAGCAGAAUGGGUGCAGACCCCUGACAAGUCAACAGCCGCUCCGACCGCUGGUCCCAGAUGCCAGCAAGCAGCGGCUGAUGGAGAACACCGAGGACUGGCGGCCACGGCCUGGGACAGGCCAGUCGCGUUCCUUCCGCAUCCUUGCCCACCUCACAGGCACCGAGUUCAUGCAAGACCCGGAUGAGGAGCACCUGAAGAAAUCAAGCCAGGUGCCCAGGACAGAAGCCCCAGCCCCAGCCUCAUCUUCACCCCAGGAGCCCUGGCCUGCAGGCCCUACCACCCCCAGCCCCACCAGCCGCCCACCCUGGGCCGUGGACCCUGCAUUUGCGGAGCGCUAUGCCCCGGACAAAACUAGCACGGUGCUGACCCGGCACAGCCAGCCGGCCACGCCCACCCCGCUGCAGAACCGCACCUCCAUCGUGCAGGCGGCCGCGGGAGCGGGCCCAGGAGGGGGCGGCAACAACGGCAAGACUCCUGUGUGUCACCAGUGCCACAAGGUCAUCCGGGGCCGCUACCUGGUGGCGCUGGGUCAUGCAUACCACCCGGAGGAGUUUGUGUGUAGCCAGUGUGGGAAGGUCCUGGAAGAGGGUGGCUUCUUCGAGGAGAAGGGCUCCAUCUUCUGCCCACCGUGCUAUGACGUGCGCUACGCACCCAGCUGCACCAAGUGCAAGAAAAAGAUUACAGGCGAGAUCAUGCAUGCCCUGAAGAUGACCUGGCAUGUCCACUGCUUCACCUGCGCUGCCUGCAAGACGCCCAUCCGGAACAGGGCCUUCUACAUGGAGGAGGGCGCACCCUACUGCGAGCGAGACUAUGAGAAGAUGUUUGGCACGAAAUGCCGUGGCUGUGACUUCAAGAUCGACGCCGGGGACCGCUUCCUGGAGGCGCUGGGCUUCAGCUGGCAUGACACGUGCUUCGUCUGUGCGAUAUGUCAGAUUAACCUGGAAGGAAAGACCUUCUACUCCAAGAAGGACAAGCCCCUCUGCAAGAGCCACGCCUUCUCCCAUGUGUGAGCCCCUCCUGCCCACGGCUGCCAUGGCUGUCCCUAGCCUGAGGGGCCUGGAGUCAUGGCCUGGCAUUCCUGGGAAGGGCCAGCAAUGGUUGCCUUAACCCUGGCUCCUGGCCCGAGCCUGGGGUUUGCUGGGCCCUGCCUCACCCCCAUUAUCCUUCCACCCCACUCCCUUCACCACCACAGCACGCUGGUGCUGGCCACACUGGCCCCCUUUCACCUCCAGUGCCACAAUAAACCUGUACUCAGCUGUG